Molecule: messenger RNA, 2427 nt
Organism: Lucilia sericata (common green bottle fly)
Lineage: Eukaryota; Metazoa; Arthropoda; Insecta; Diptera; Calliphoridae
Gene: Xpd
Product: general transcription and DNA repair factor IIH helicase subunit XPD
Exons: 9
Coding region: 68-2377 (769 amino acids)
Biological process (GO): transcription by RNA polymerase II; nucleotide-excision repair; positive regulation of mitotic recombination
Cellular component (GO): nucleus
Molecular function (GO): ATP binding; damaged DNA binding; hydrolase activity, acting on acid anhydrides, in phosphorus-containing anhydrides
Source: RefSeq, a predicted model, not a curated record
CAACACUGUAAACCGGCGCACAUUAAUAUUUCAAUAUUUUUUGUAUUGUUUAUGUAGAAUUGUAAACAUGAAAAUAAGUGUUGAUGGUUUAUUGGUAUAUUUUCCCUACGAGUACAUUUAUCCGGAGCAAUAUGCGUAUAUGCUUGAACUUAAACGCACAUUGGAUGCUAAAGGGCACUGCUUACUGGAGAUGCCUUCCGGUACGGGAAAGACGGCCACAUUAUUAUCACUUAUAGUGGCUUAUAUGAUAGAACAUCCUGAAGCUGUCCGUAAAUUAAUCUAUUGCUCGCGUACAGUCCCGGAAAUUGAAAAGGUCAUAGCAGAACUUCAAAAUCUCAUGGUGUACUACGAAAAAAAUGCUCCCCAACAGCCAGGAUUAACAGGUCUAGUGUUAAGUUCACGCAAGAAUAUGUGUAUACAUCCUGAUGUUAGUAAGGAGCGAGAAGGAAAGUCGGUUGAUGGUAAAUGCUAUGGUCUAACUGCCAGUUACGUUAGGGAAAGACACGAGCAUGAUGCGGAGACGCCGAUAUGUCAGUAUUUUGAAGGUUUUCAUCUUGAAGGCAAAGAAUCUACUUUACCAGUCGGUGUUUAUAGUAUAGACGACUUAAAAGACUAUGGACGUAUGCGUAAUUGGUGUCCUUAUUUCUUGGCCAGAUACGCGAUAUCUCAAGCCCAUAUAGUGGUAUACAGUUAUCACUAUUUACUAGAUCCAAAAAUAGCUGAAGUUGUCUCAAAGGAGAUGUGUCGUGAAUCAUGUAUUGUUUUCGAUGAAGCUCACAACAUUGAUAAUGUGUGCAUUGAUUCUAUGAGUGUUAAAAUAAAUCGCCGGACUGUUGAACGCAGCACAAAUGCUUUAAAUAAUCUACAGAAAUUAGUCCAGGAAAUACGCGACGAGGAUACAACCCGAUUAAAUGAAGAAUAUCAGCGUAUGGUGCAAGGCUUAAAGGAUGCGAGUGUUCAGAGAGAUACAGAUAUGAUAUUGGCCAAUCCCAUUUUACCAAGCGACGUUUUAAAAGAAGUUGUACCGGGAAAUAUACGAAACGCCGAUCACUUUCUAAGCUUCUUGCGUCGUUUUGUUGAAUAUAUAAAGACUCGAUUGAAAGUCCAUCAUGUAGUUCAAGAGUCGCCUGCUGGCUUUCUAAAGGAUGUUGCAUCAAAAAUUUGUAUAGAACGUAAGCCUUUACGUUUUUGUGCUGAACGUUUAGCCAGUUUAUUAAGAACUUUAGAAAUAACCGAUUUGACGGAAUACGGAGCCUUGACGUUGAUUACACAUUUUGCCACAUUAGUUAGCACAUAUACAAAAGGAUUCACUAUUAUUAUUGAACCAUUUGAUGAUAAAACUCCCACAGUCGCCAAUCCUAUUUUACAUUUUAGUUGUUUAGAUUCUUCCAUAGCAAUGGCCCCCGUUUUUCAGAGAUUUCAAUCAGUUGUUAUAACUUCUGGUACCUUAUCACCGAUGGAUAUGUAUCCAAAAAUUUUAGAUUUUGAUCCUGUGGUGAUGAGUUCAUUUACAAUGACUUUAGCUCGUCCUUGCUUACUGCCAAUGAUUGUUUCGAAAGGUAAUGACCAGGUUGCUAUAUCUUCAAAAUUCGAGACGCGUGAAGAUACUGCAGUUAUCAGAAAUUACGGGCAGCUAUUAGUGGAAACUGCAAAGACUGUACCUGAUGGUAUUGUUUGCUUCUUUACUUCGUACUUGUAUCUAGAGUCGGUAGUGGCUUCCUGGUAUGAUCAGGGUAUCGUAGACACCUUGUUACGAUAUAAGCUACUAUUUAUAGAGACCCAAGAUAAUGCAGAAACCAGUUAUGCCUUGAUGAACUACGUUAAGGCAUGUGAUUGUGGCAGAGGUGCUGUUUUGUUAGCCGUUGCUCGCGGCAAGGUUUCUGAAGGGGUGGAUUUCGAUCACCAUUAUGGUAGAGCUGUUCUAAUGUUUGGUAUUCCCUAUGUUUUUACACAGUCCCGAAUAUUGAAGGCUCGCCUGGACUACUUGCGUGAUCAAUUUCAGAUUCGAGAAAAUGAUUUCUUAACAUUUGAUGCCAUGCGUCAUGCAGCUCAAUGUGUUGGAAGAGCUUUAAGAGGUAAAACGGAUUAUGGCAUCAUGAUAUUCGCUGACAAACGAUUUGCGCGCCAGGACAAAAGAAGCCGUUUGCCGAAAUGGAUUCAAGAACAUUUAGUGGAUAGUUUUUGUAAUCUUAGUACAGAAGAAUCGAUGCAAUUAGCCCGGCGUUGGUUGAGACGUAUGGCUCAGCCAUUUACACGAGAAGAUCAAUUGGGAAUAUCUUUGCUUACUAAAGAACAGUUAGAAAAUAUGGCAAAAGAAAAAUUGGAACGGCAAGCCCAAGGCAAAGAGUCCGUUGGAGGUGAAGUUAUGGAAUUGUAAAAUCUGGGAAGUGUGUUUAAAUAAAAGUAUUUAUGUAUAAAAAUCUUUAA